Molecule: messenger RNA, 935 nt
Organism: Chenopodium quinoa (quinoa)
Lineage: Eukaryota; Viridiplantae; Streptophyta; Magnoliopsida; Caryophyllales; Amaranthaceae
Exons: 2
Coding region: 150-806 (218 amino acids)
Source: RefSeq, a predicted model, not a curated record
UCGAAAAGGGCUUUUUCGUCAACAAAAAUUAUCAAAAUAAAUACCCUUUCUCCAUCCUUCUUCAUUCCACCAUCCCCCACAAGAAAAUACACACCCAAUUUUCACCAUUUUCUCUCUUUUCACAAAAAAAAGCUUCAACCUCACCAUUAAUGGAGCCUGAAACUCUCCUUAAACUCUAUGACACUUAUUGGUUUGACCAUGAUUUAUUCAGCAAGAAAAAACCCACUAAAAUUCAAAAAAUCCCAGAAAUACCCCCAUCAAAUCCAGAACUUCCAACCCUCCCAACAAUUCAUACCAAAUCAGCUGAAAGAAAAAUCAGCUCAAAUUCUUCUCCACAAAAAAAACUAAGUGAUUCUUCUUCUGCAUCUCCAAAUUCUGUACUUUUUUCCCCAAAACUUCAAACUAUAUUUUCUGGGAGAAUUUCAGCAGAUUUUGAAAUCCCAGAAGUUACCGUUACAACCCCAAAAACUGGGUGUACUCCAUUGAAGGGUAAUUUGGGAAGAAUAAAGAAAAAGAAGAAUUUGAGCAAAAGUUUAUCAGACCUUGAAUUUGAAGAGCUAAAAGGGUUUAUUGAUCUGGGUUUUGUUUUCUCUGAAGAAGAUAAGGAUUCAAGUUUGGCUACUAUUAUUCCUGGGUUACAUAGUUCAAUUUCAAGGCCUUACUUAUCAGAAGCAUGGGAAGAAUUGGAAAAGAAGAGAAGAGAAAAUUAUGUGUUUAAUUGGAAGGUUCCUGCUCCUGAAAAUCAAGUUCAAAUGAAAGAUUAUCUCAGAUUUUGGGCUCACACUGUUGCUUCCACUGUUAAAUAAAUGAUAAUGUGGAGUAUUUUUUUUUUUUUUUCAUUUAUACAAAAAAAUUGGGUGUUUUUGUAAUAUAAUCUUUUUCCCCUGUAAUUUUGUUCUAUGUUUUUAUAAAUGGUAACUCUCUUUUUUGAUCAA